GUGAAAAAUGGGUGAACUAAAACCAUAUUUGGCAAUGUUUGUGGUGCAAUUGAUAUAUUCAGGGCUAACCCUGCUAUCUAAGGCUGUGUUUAACAGGGGAAUGAAUACCUUUGUGUUCAUAUUUUAUAGACAGCUGAUUGGUGCACUUGUUUUGGUUCCUCUGGCCUUCAUACUUGAGAAAAAAACAGUAGUGUCAGUGUCACUUUCCUUUUCAACCUUCUGCAAGAUUUUUGUGUCUUCAUUUUUCGGAGUAACUUUGACUAUAAAUAUGCAAGCUAUUGCCCUUGUUUACACGUCUGCCACUUUGGCUGCUGCAAUUGUCAAUUCUCUCCCCGCAUCUACGUUUUUCUUUGCUGUGCUGCUCAGAAUGGAGAAGGUACAUAUAAGGACAAAAAGUGGAGUUACAAAGAUAGCAAGUGUGUUCAUGUGCCUGGUUGGUGUAGCCACCCUUGCUUUUUACAAGGGACCACAGUUAAGGAUUGCUCAUUACUACAAUGAUAAGAGUCCACAUCAUGAGGAUCAUUUUUCAUCCAGCAAAAGAUGGGUAUUAGGCUCUGUAGUCUUGUUCAUGAGCGUCAUCAUCUGGAGCAUUUGGCUUGUAAUUCAGGCUCAAAUUCUUAAAAGCUACCCUGCAAAGCUGAAGUUCACGAGCCUUCAGUGCCUGUCAAGUUCAAUCCAAUCAUUUUGUAUUGCUAUAGCUUUUGAAAGAGAUAUUGAGCAGUGGAAGUUGGGUUGGGACAUGAAACUGCUUGCAGUUGUUUACUGUGGGACACUAGUGACUGGACUCAUCUACUACUUGCAAGCUUGGGCUAUCCAAAAGAGAGGACCAGUUUUUCCUGCGAUGUGGAACCCGCUAAGUUUUGUCAUUUCUACCACGGGUUCUAUAUUUCUCUUGGGCGAGCCCCUACUUUUGGGAAGCGUUCUGGGAGGCAUUGUGCUUAUUAUAAGCCUCUAUAGUGUUCUGUGGGCAAAAAGCAAAGAAGAAAUGAGUCAUCACCAGAAUUCUUUACCCAUAGAAGAACGUGCAGAGGUGAAAACUGAGGCCAGUAGCGUGGAACAACAGUAACCCUAAUGAUUUUUCCAAAAUUGUUCAUUAGUGGUUUCUGUCUGAAUUUUCUUCUUGGGACCCAACCAUGUCAUUCACAAUAAAGCAUGCUCUUUUUUGUACCAGUUUACACUAUACAAGAAAUUCGAAAGAAUGUCUUUGAUUGCGCAUGAAACUUAUCUUAAUACUAAUUUUAGGAAAAGAUGUUGCUUAAGGAUGUCAAUAGCUUGAUGGUUUUAUCCAAUAAUAGGGAAAAGAAGAUAUCCAAAGA
Molecule: messenger RNA, 1316 nt
Organism: Vigna angularis (adzuki bean)
Lineage: Eukaryota; Viridiplantae; Streptophyta; Magnoliopsida; Fabales; Fabaceae
Product: WAT1-related protein At5g64700
Exons: 7
Coding region: 8-1066 (352 amino acids)
Cellular component (GO): plasma membrane
Molecular function (GO): transmembrane transporter activity
Source: RefSeq, a predicted model, not a curated record